This is a messenger RNA of Aspergillus clavatus NRRL 1, 381 nucleotides long. RefSeq names its product small nucleolar ribonucleoprotein SNU13. Lineage: Eukaryota; Fungi; Ascomycota; Eurotiomycetes; Eurotiales; Aspergillaceae. Gene Ontology annotation, biological process: ribosome biogenesis; mRNA splicing, via spliceosome; maturation of SSU-rRNA. The record is from RefSeq and is a predicted model, not a curated record. Gene Ontology annotation, molecular function: RNA binding. The coding region runs from base 1 to 381 and encodes 126 amino acids. Gene Ontology annotation, cellular component: box C/D methylation guide snoRNP complex; small-subunit processome; U4/U6 x U5 tri-snRNP complex. The transcript is spliced from 3 exons.
AUGUCUGGUGAAACUUCUGCAGCUUGGCCCAUCGCCGAUGAGGCUCUCACCCAGAACCUCCUGGAUCUGGUUCAGCAGGCUUCUCACUACCGUCAGCUGAAGAAGGGCGCGAACGAGGCUACCAAGACCCUCAACCGUGGUACUUCCGAGCUCGUUAUCCUUGCGGCUGAUACUUCUCCUCUUGCUAUUCUGCUUCACCUUCCUCUUCUUUGCGAGGACAAGAACGUUCCCUUCGUCUACGUCCCAAGCAAGCUCGCCCUGGGCCGUGCGACCGGUGUCUCUCGCCCUGUGAUCGCCGCUAGCAUCACCACCAACGAGGCCAGUGAUCUGAUGGGCCAGAUCAGAACCAUCAAGGACAAAGUCGAGAGACUCAUGAUCUAA